Molecule: messenger RNA, 1782 nt
Organism: Prorocentrum cordatum
Lineage: Eukaryota; Dinophyceae; Prorocentrales; Prorocentraceae
Source: the annotation of a GenBank genome assembly
AUGAAGUUCGAGACGAAGAAGGGGCGCUACAACAUGGACGUCGGUUGCCGAGCUUUGCGCGACUUCCGCGGCAUGGUGGAGAGUGAAGCCCCGCGGAAGCCGAAGUGUGAGAUGCCGCAGUCUCUGGCGCUCAAGCAGGCGGUUGACGAGAAGUCCAAGCCCGCGGAACAGUUGGACGGCCAGGCUGAUCAAGCGUGGCAGGCCCCUGAUGUGCACGAGGCUCUCCUCCAUGGCUUCGACAAGUUCGAGGCAGACGUGCAGUCCUUGGCGGCGCUGGUGCAGAACACCUACAACCAGUGCAAGAAGGUGGGCGAGGAGGACGCGGCGCCAGUCGCAGCCCAAGGCGCGCCCGCUGCUGCAGAGGCGCCCGCGAAGCCGGAGGAGCCCAACGACCUGGAGGAGGACGAGGCGGCGACGAGGGCACGCAGGAAGGCCGCUGUGCAGAGGAUCAAGGACGAGUCCAAGUCCCGCCUGCAUGCCCGCGCGGCGCCGAGCUCGACCUCCACGCCAGCAACCGCAGGCGCCAAAAACCUCAACAAGGAACCAAAGGGGGCGGCGGGCAGAUGGGCGAUAGGGGUGCUGGCGUGGCUCCUGGUCGUCUUCAGCGUCGUCUCCGCCAUCAUUACUAGGUGGGGCCAGCUGGCCAGCAAGCGCCAGAACCGGCCUGGCAGCGACGUGGGCAUUUUCAUGACGCCCGCGACGAAGUCGGAGCACGGCAACACUAGCGGCGAGUUCAUCGUCAUUCGGUCGCAUGUGGCGGCCACGGGAUACGGCGAGUUGCGGAAAAUUGCGCGCGAGGGCAUGUCAGGCGUGGACGUCGCGUGCGACAGGGGUAAGGGCAGCCUCGUCCACUGCGGCAUGGCCGACAGGGGGCGCUUCGCAGUCACGGCGGCGCCGUGUAGCGAGCUUGCCGAGGCCGCUGCCGGCGCCGACGAGGAGAUGGACGCCAACGCGGAGUUCCUGCGCCGUGGGGGCCAGGUCAACCUCGCGGAGGAGAAGGCGGCCGCCCGCGCGCGCGCCGACUGGGUCACGCGCGUGGAGCUGGCCACCCUCGAGGCGAGCAGCGCGGGCCAGGAGAAGCGCCGCGCCUACAUGGGCAGGGCAGCAGGACCCAUGUGGCAUGCGCGGCGGCGGAGCGCGGGCAUUUGCGCAGCGCUGACAGCGAGGUACUUGACCCUUAGGCGCAGCAGGGCGGACAGUAGACAGCAGCUCAAGUGCAUCAAUCAGUUGAAGCAGGAGGCAAAUACCAUGAACGAGCUGAACCAACAGGGGGUGUUCGGCCACGAGAUCGCAGAGUCAGAGCGCGCGAGGUGCUGCGAGGAUAUGGGCAACGUGGGGCUGAUGACGGUGACGGACCUGCAGAGUUGCUUCGAGACGCUGGAGAGGCGCCGGGCGAUUGCGCAGGCGAGGGGCACCACUUCGCAGCGACAACAAUUUACGAGAUGGGCUACGCAGAUGCGGUCAUCGAAACCCGGGGCGCCGCAUCGCCAUGUCAAGGAGAAGACGGCACAGCGGUAUGAAAUGGCGGUGGUUGGCAGAAGGUCAAGCCUCGAGUCCACUCUCUGCCAGUGCGCGGGCCCAGACACGGUGAUGGAAUUUACGGCCACCCUGUGGGGGGGCACCUGGACCGACCCCGUCGACGAGCGCACGGAUGAGGAGUUGCAGGAGAUCGCGCUCGACCAGGUGUAUUGCGGCAUCAACGCGGCCAGCGACAGCAAGGCGAUGGGUUUGGAUUCAGUGGACUGGGACCUGCAGCAGUGCGUAGACUACCUCACAAGGAAC